CUCCCAGCUUGCGCUCAGCAUGUCCAGACCCGCGGCGAUCACGUUCCCAGGGAGAGGGCUCGUGCCCCAGCUGGGCGCUGGUUGGUUGCGCCGUCGGGCUCGCGGCCCGGCGAUUGGUCCAAGGGAUUUGUUCACGUGGUUCCAAGCAGAUAAGCGACCUCUCUCUCGGGCGCUGGACCCACAAUCAGCCCUAGCAAGCGUGCAGUAGGGACUGUCCGGAGCUGGGCUACUAACUUACAGGCAGCGGGGUGCUGGCUCUCACGGUCCGCAGUCGCUUCUCGCCUAAUGAGCUGCACCAGGAUGAUCCAGGUUUUAGAUCCUCGUCCUUUGACAAGUUCGGUCAUGCCAGUGGACGUGGCCAUGAGGCUCUGCUUGGCUCAUUCACCACCGCUGAAGAGUUUCCUGGGCCCUUAUGAUGACUUUCAGCGCCGAAACUUUGUGAAUAAACUCAAGCCUCUGAAAUCGUGUCUCAACAUGAAACAGGAAGCCGAAUCACAGAACGGCUGGAAGCGCUCCCACAACCAGGCCAAAAAGCGGGUGGUGUUUGCUGACUCCAAAGGCCUCUCUCUCACCGCUAUUCACGUCUUCUCUGACCUCCCAGAAGAGCCAGCCUGGGACCUCCAGUUUGAUCUCUCGGACUUUCACGAUAUCUCCUCUGGCUUAAAACUCCAUGAGGAGAAAAACUUGAUUUUAGAUUUCCCUCAGCCUUCGUCUGAUUACCUAAGCUUCCGGAACCACUUUCAGAAGAACUUUGUCUGUCUGGAGAACUGCUCUUUGCAAGAGCGAACAGUGACGGGGACCGUGAAAGUAAAAAACAUAAGCUUUGAGAAGAAGGUUCAGAUCCGCAUCACUUUUGAUACUUGGAAAAGCUACACCGACGUGGACUGCGUCUACAUGAAAAACGUGUACGGUGGCUCCGACAGUGACACCUUCUCCUUUGCUGUUGACUUACCCCCUGUCAUUCCAACUGAGGAGAAAAUUGAGUUUUGCAUUUCUUACCAUGCUAAUGGGCAGGUGUUCUGGGACAACAACGAGGGUCAGAAUUAUAGAAUUGUCCACGUGCAGUGGAAGCCGGAUGGGGUGCAGACACAGAUGGCGCCCAAGGACUGUGUGUUCCGCCAGGCGCCCCCUAAGUCAGAGGUAGAAUCGACAAUCUUCGGCAGUCCCCGCCUGGCAAGUGGGCUUUUCCCAGAAUGGCAGAGCUGGGGAAGAAUGGAGACCUUGGCCUCUUAUCGAUGAAUUAAGUGACCUAGUGACUGGUCUUGACCCGUCGUAUUCCCCGUGCAAUUCUAGGUCUGCAUUGCGCAAUAGUAGGAAGCCUUCGCUACCUUCCAUCAGUAGGUUUAGGUCUGAGCUUUGGAGAUGUGGCUACAGGAAAGAGAGCCCCUUGGGAAUUUAGUGCCCAGGUGAUGCCACCCCAUCUUGCUUUGGAGGAUCAAGGAACAGUCUGGGAACUAUUUUUCAUUAGAGCAGUGCUUUUUCAGUGGCCUUCCCGCUCCCCUCUCAAUUCACUAGCUUUCAUGUUGAGCAGAGGCAAGUUGAGGAAGGACAAUGGGUGGCGAUGGCAAGCUGUGUUAAUGGUAUGAGAACGUGUGGAAAGCCUACCCCAGGGCUCUGCAACUCAGGUCAGAGCAGGUGAGGGAGACCUGGUACUCCAUUGUUGGUAAGAAAAUGUAAGGUGGUUUCGUGGUGGUUUUACGAUUGUUUUAAGGUGGUUCUCUCUUGGGGGAAUGAUUUGUAGAGGGGGAAGAAAGAUCCAUUCUGUGUAUUCUUGUGGAGAAAAGCCAAAUAACCAUGGAAAGUUUUGGGUGGUACAGGGGAAGACGAAUUAACUCUGGAGAAUCAACAUCUGAGAAUCAACAUCUUAAGCCUUUCUAUUCAAAUGUGAUCUGUCAAAAACUGUGAUUUGGGCAAAAAUGUAAGCGAAUCUGGCUUCGCAGCUCUAAUGUAAGUGACUUUGUGAGCAAGGCAUCCUGUCUGGGUGACACCUAACAGAAGCCAUGCCAUCGUCAAGGGCCAACAACACACAGAGACUCCAUGUCACGUCAAAGAUAGUUCUUAGCAAGUGCCUUGAUUAAACCAGAACACUGCAGUUGCUUUACUCAAAUAUCUAAAAGGUCAUCUGAUAACUCAAGUGUUUCUGACCUCCUGAAAAGGUCUAUUCUGUACACUGACAUUCCUCCUGCAAUGCUGUUGUAUCUCCGUGAGUGUUAUCAGUGUACACAACUCACAUCCUUCAUAUUGAAGGUCACUCAUUUUUCUGCCACAGUUUUUCAAUGUGAUGUGUGAAGUGAGGACUGACACUAGGAUUCUCAGUGCAAGAAUCCAAUACCUUGCACAUAGAAGUAGCAGUCUGUCUCUUGCCUGUUUUCAUCUUGCUGUUUUAAUUUCCUUCGAUGUCAGAAUGGUUUUAUGGUUCUUUUUUUAAAAAAAAUGGAUGUGAACUAUUUUGGAUAUGUUGUACUAUAUUUGUUUUUGAGUGUGUGCAAACUCA
Tupaia belangeri chinensis (Chinese tree shrew) is the source of this 2494-nucleotide messenger RNA. RefSeq names its product protein phosphatase 1 regulatory subunit 3C (gene PPP1R3C). The transcript is spliced from 2 exons. The record is from RefSeq and is a predicted model, not a curated record. Gene Ontology annotation, biological process: regulation of glycogen biosynthetic process. Lineage: Eukaryota; Metazoa; Chordata; Mammalia; Scandentia; Tupaiidae. Gene Ontology annotation, cellular component: protein phosphatase type 1 complex. Gene Ontology annotation, molecular function: glycogen binding; protein phosphatase 1 binding. The coding region runs from base 286 to 1239 and encodes 317 amino acids.